Messenger RNA from Drosophila montana, 387 nucleotides. It is a transcript of the gene pre-mod(mdg4)-W, whose product is annotated as pre-mod(mdg4)-W. The record is from RefSeq and is a predicted model, not a curated record. The transcript has a single exon. The annotation marks the transcript as partial. NCBI's taxonomy places the organism in Eukaryota, Metazoa, Arthropoda, Insecta, Diptera, Drosophilidae.
ACCCUGUUCAUCACACUAAUAUAUUUUCCCUUUCUCCAUUUUCCAGCUGCUCUGGGCGACUAUCUGCCCGUGGAUGCGGUGGUCAAUGCGCAGGGCCAGUGCGUGCUGGACAAGUGCCCCAAGCUGCGCUUCAUCCAGGGCCAACGGAAGUCGCUGCAGCUGGUCUAUGACAAAUAUGCCUAUGCCAAGAACAAUGAGCACGGCGCCACCACCUACUGGAACUGUCGCAUACGACGCACUGGAUUGCCGGCGUGCAAUGCCCGUCUCUCCACCACCAAGCUACCCAUGGGCAGCUACAAAGUGUGCCUGACACGUCCGCAGCACAAUCACCCGCCCUCCAGGCGCAUUGCUCGCAUGCUGGAGAGCCACAAGCCAUACGUCCGGUAG